AAGGAAGCUGUAAGUCCGCAAACAUUUUGAGACGUAAUGUGAGUUUGAAGCAGGCGUUUCCGUUGCCUGCGGCUCCUUGGAGCACGUCUGCUUUGUGUUUAAAGACACGUGUCUACCCUUCACACUCGGCACGUUUAUCACCGCAAUCUCGCUCCCCGCCGUCCUCCUUAGUGCUGCGAGAACCUCCUUCGAAACGCAGUGGGAGAAGUGAAACGGACUCUCGUAUUUCGGUGUCAAGCGGCAGCCAGAGAAAGGCGGGAUUUUUGCCUCCAGACCUCACCACCUUGAGACAAUAAUAACUUCAAAAAGUGGGGAGAUGCAGACAAGAGCGCGCGCACAUGGUCAAGUUUUUCAAACUUGCUAAGGGGAAGCCUGGCGCGCCUGCAAGAAGAAGCGAGAAAGAGAGAAGCAAGCUGAGUGAGGCGGUGGAGAAGCGCGCGAGGCCAAGAUGGCGGCGGCUAGUGAGCGGUGGCGUCGAGGGCGACGGCAACGUGAGUUUCUAGAUGCAUAAAUCUCAUUGAGGGAGUUUGAAUAAGUAUGGAGGAGAGAAAUCUGAGAGGAAACUAGCAGAUUUGCUAAUAGGUCAGAAUGCAAAGACUGGAAAACUGUUUGAGUGAUGCAUUUCUGUAAUACAUUGUCAGCAUUGCAGUAUCAACAAUGGAUAAAUGUAAACAUGUAGGACGGCUGCGGCUUGCCCAGGAUCAUUCCAUUGUAAAUCCUCAAAAAUGGCAUUGCAUGGUAUGCAAUACUACAGAAUCUGUAUGGACCUGCCUCAGCUGCUCACAUGUUGCUUGUGGAAGAUACAUUGAAGAACAUGCACUAAAGCACUUUCAGGAAAGCAAUCAUCCAGUGGCACUGGAAGUGAAUGAGCUAUAUGUUUUCUGCUACCUUUGUGAUGACUAUGUUCUUAAUGAUAAUGCAACUGGUGAUUUAAAACUCUUGCGAAGUACACUAAGUGCGAUCAAGAGUCAAAACUAUGAGUGUACUACUCGUAGUGGCAGGACUUUGCGAUCAAUGGGGACAAGUGAUGAUAUUUCACAUAACAAUGCUCAAGCCUUGCUUCGUAAUCAAGAUCGUAUGUUCACAGCCCUGUGGCAUAGGAGGCAUGCACUCAUGGGCAAAGUGUUUAGAUCUUGGUUUGGACUGACACCAAGUGGGAAGAGGGCUUUUGAAGAGGAGAAGCUAAGGGAAGAGGCAGAAGAAAAAAAGAUCAGUGCUAGGAAAAGAAGAGAAGAGCGAAAACGCCAGUUGAAGGAAGAAAUGGAAAAAAUGCCUCCAAGGAAGAGCUUUCGCUUGCAAAAUCAAAAUAAAGAAUCCUCAAAAAUAUCACUCUAUGCACUAAAAAUGCCACAAAAUUUGGACUCUGCUGUAGAGCUGAAAGUAACAGCUACCUCAGAUGAAGUAAACUUAAAAAAAAUUAAUGACUCUCCAGUUAAACGAAGACCUACUGUGACUCCUGGUGUGACAGGAUUGCGAAACCUGGGAAAUACAUGCUAUAUGAACUCUAUUCUUCAGGUAUUGAGUCAUUUGUUCAUAUUUCGGGAAUGUUUUUUAAAACUUGAUUUAAACCAAACUCAAGAGUUGCUAGCAGCUGCAGCCAGUGGCAAAACAAGAUCGUCCUCUAACCAUCCUCCACCUGCUGGCUCUAUUUUUCAUGUGAACAAAAGCCAAGUAAAGGGAAAGGCCUCUUUCACAAGGCGAUGUAGUGUGUCAUCAGGUUUAAGUGGCGGAGCAUCAAAUAGUAGAAAUAUGGAACUUGUUCAGCCUAAGGAGCCAAGCUCAAAAUACAUUUCUCUUUGUCAUGAAUUACAUACUUUGUUUCAAGUCAUGUGGUCUGGCAAGUGGGCUUUGGUGUCUCCUUUUGCCAUGCUCCAUUCUGUUUGGAGACUAAUCCCAGCAUUUCGUGGUUAUGCCCAGCAAGAUGCUCAGGAAUUUCUUUGUGAACUUUUAGAUAAAGUACAACAAGAAUUGGAGACAGCUCGGACAAAGUGCCCAGCUCUCAUUCCCACUUCUCAAAGAAAACUCAUUAAACAGGUUUUGAACGUGGUCAAUACCGUUUUUCAUGGACAGCUUUUAAGUCAGGUUACAUGUCUUGCAUGUGACAACAAGUCAAAUACUAUAGAACCAUUCUGGGAUCUGUCACUGGAAUUUCCUGAAAGAUACCACUGCAAUGGGAAGGAGACAACCUGUCAAUAUCCAUGCUUGUUGACAGAAAUGUUGGCCAAGUUUACAGAGACUGAAGCCUUGGAAGGAAAGAUAUAUGCCUGUGAUCAGUGCAACACAAAACGAAGGAAGUUUUCCUCCAAGCCAGUUAUACUCACAGAAGCACAGAAGCAGCUAAUGGUCUGUAGACUACCUCAGGUUCUGCGGCUACACCUUAAGCGGUUCAGAUGGUCAGGACGUAAUCAUCGUGAGAAGAUUGGUGUACAUGUUGGCUUUGAUCAGAUGCUAAACAUGGAGCCCUAUUGCUGCAGAGAAUCUCUAAAGUCCCUUGAACCAGAUUGCUUUAUCUAUGACUUGUCUGCUGUUGUGAUGCAUCAUGGGAAAGGAUUUGGCUCUGGACACUACACUGCCUACUGCUAUAAUUCAGAAGGAGGAUUCUGGGUACAUUGCAAUGAUUCCAAGCUCAGCAUAUGCACUAUGGGAGAAGUAUGCAAAGCCCAGGCCUACAUCUUGUUUUAUACGCAACGAGUUACUCAGGCAAAUGGACAUUAUAGAAUAUCAGGUCCUGGAUCACCUUCUGGAAAACAGCCAAAUACUGAGGUUUAAUUGUUCCUGUGGCGACCAGUAACAGCUAAUCCAAAGCCAACUUACUGUAUACAGUAUGAGUAGAGUUAUCACUUGUAUAUGUAUUUCAGAUGUGCAAGUACAAUGUUGUACUAAACUUUUUCUCUUAUGAAACAAUGUAUGUGUUCAUGCAAAAGGGUACAGUAUUAACUCAAAGAAGCAUUCAGUUUGGGGAAAAGUUUAGUAUAAAUUCUUUUUAUUGAUGAUAGGUAACUUCCAAAAUAACUAGGUUUUUAUAUAGCUAUUUUUAAAAGAAAACUGCCAUUUGAAUUUUUAAAUCUUACCUCAUGCUGUAUUUCAGUGUUCUUAUAUUUUAAUAUUUUGUUGUAAAAACAUAAGAUGAGGAAUUUCAGUGGGCAACUUUUUGUAAUUUUGGAUUUUUAUAAAAAAAAAUUGCACACAUUUUA
Messenger RNA from Hemicordylus capensis (graceful crag lizard), 3194 nucleotides. It is a transcript of the gene USP44, whose product is annotated as ubiquitin specific peptidase 44. Gene Ontology annotation, cellular component: cytoplasm. Gene Ontology annotation, biological process: protein deubiquitination. Gene Ontology annotation, molecular function: zinc ion binding; cysteine-type deubiquitinase activity. The coding region runs from base 658 to 2769 and encodes 703 amino acids. Lineage: Eukaryota; Metazoa; Chordata; Lepidosauria; Squamata; Cordylidae. The transcript has 8 exons. The record is from RefSeq and is a predicted model, not a curated record.